This is a messenger RNA of Notechis scutatus (mainland tiger snake), 864 nucleotides long. RefSeq names its product glycine-N-acyltransferase like 3 (gene GLYATL3). The record is from RefSeq and is a predicted model, not a curated record. Gene Ontology annotation, cellular component: mitochondrion. Gene Ontology annotation, molecular function: glycine N-acyltransferase activity. Lineage: Eukaryota; Metazoa; Chordata; Lepidosauria; Squamata; Elapidae.
AUGUUGGUGCUUAACUGUUCCACAAAACUGCAGAUUCUAGAACAAAUGUUAAAGAAGUGUUUUCCUGAAUCCCUCAAGGUUUAUGGAGCAGUGUUGAAUAUAAACAGGGGAAAUCCAUUCAAAAAGGAAGUGAUUGUGGAUUCAUGGCCAGAAUUUAAAGCUGUGAUUACUCGCCGACAAAAAGAGUCCAAAAGUGAUGCCCUAGACUACUUUACAAAUGCCUGUGCUGUUUUCUACAAAAAUCUGCAAGCUUACCAGGCACUGUUGGAGAACCCAGAAGCUAUAAACUGGGAGCAAGCCUUCCAGAUACAAGGUUUACAGGAUGGCUUAUACAAAACUUCCAGGACUAUUGCUGAUGCGAAGCAUGUCAAUGUGAAGUUGUCUUCUUUCAAAAUGGUAAUCUACCCUGACCCAGAUGCACUUCCAGAUGUUCAACUUCCGUUAGUUCCUGCACCCAAACUGACAUCCCUUGAUGCAUCUCAUGCAAGUCUGCUGAAUAACACCUGGUCCCGAGGAGGAAGUGACCAAUGCCUGAAAUACCUCAUCAACCUCAUUUGCUGUUUCCCCAGCAUGUGCAUUUUGGAUGAACAUGGAUGCCCCAUCUCCUGGGGUCUGACAGACCAAUUUGCUACUAUGAUCCAUGGUUAUACAUUGCCCAAGCAUCGUAGGAAAGGGUACAACCGUCUCAUUGCAACAAAUCUAGCUAAGAUGUUACACAGCAAGGGCUUUCCUGCUCAAGGAAAUGUUCUGGAGGAUAACUUACCACCAUUAACUCUGCUAAAAAGCAUGAAUGCCAGAUUCUUACCUUGUCAGUUUGUCAGACUUAUCCACACCCCUUUCUGCCUUUUAGAUAAACCUGAGUGA